Molecule: messenger RNA, 2178 nt
Organism: Colletotrichum graminicola M1.001
Lineage: Eukaryota; Fungi; Ascomycota; Sordariomycetes; Glomerellales; Glomerellaceae
Product: sterol esterase
Exons: 1
Coding region: 1-2178 (725 amino acids)
Biological process (GO): lipid metabolic process
Source: RefSeq, a predicted model, not a curated record
AUGGGCAACUUUUCCGACUCUCCGGACCAUGGUCGAGACAGUAUACGCGACAAUGGCGUCGCACGUGUCGCUGUUGAGUUCGCCCAGCAGGCCGAGAAGCUAUCGUUCCAGAACCACCAGAACAACGACUCCGAGGUCGCCGUCGAGGCUCGAUUCGUCACACCCCAAGACCCCAUCGUGGUCACCUCGGAAGGCAACAGGCUCCCAGGUGUUCCGCUUGUCGAGGCGCACAGACUGAACGCUCUCAAAGAAGAACUUCAAGAUGGCCCAGCUGUAAUCAAGAUCAAACAGGGGAGUGACACGGAGGAAGAGAUUGACAACGGCGAGAAGUACACAGGCAUGCAGGAAAAGGUCAUCUCGUUACCAACAGACACAAACGGAAAGGAAAAACAAAAGUCGGAAGAGGGCUCCCUUCGUCGCCAGAUGCCGCCGUCACACACCAACCCCUUGUUUCCGCCCUUACCCCUCUACGGCCCGCCGUCCUUGCUUCGCGACUUAGAAUGCAUGAUUUUUCGCGUCACGGCCUUCUUCCUGAGCCUGGCUUUUCUCGGAGUCAUUGUGCUCGGUGCACUCUUCACUAGUAUACCACCGUUGUGCACACGCAUUUUCUACCGCCUAACACUGCAGAAUCCGGACAAGAAGAGACCUUUCUUCGAGGAAGAGGCGCGCAGGAACAAGGUGCGCAAGGAAGAGAACAAUAAAUGGAAGCGGAGACAGAGUCUAGGCAAAGACAAGGAACUCGCCGACGAGUUUGUCCCAACGGAAGGGGGCCCUGACCCAAUUGUGUGCGACGUUGGAUACUAUGCUCGUCGUGUCGGACUCGACGUCGAAGAGAUCCAAGUUCAAACAGAGGACGGCUUUCUCAUCGACUUGUGGCACGUAUAUGACCCCAAGGAGUACACGAGGAUGAGCGAAGACGACAGGUCAGACAGAGGACCCGACAUCUUUACAUCUUCCAAGAAGAAGCUCAAGGAUCCCAGCCAGAAGCGCAAGUUUCCCGUUCUACUCCUCCAUGGCCUUCUCCAGAGUUCGGGAGCGUACUGCACAAACGACGAGGACUCACUCGCAUUUUACCUCUGCAAGUCGGGUUACGACGUCUGGCUCGGCAACAACCGGUGCGGCUUCAAGCCCAAGCAUUCCUCGCUGGAGUACUCCGACCCGCGGAUGUGGUGCUGGAACAUUCGCCAGAUGGGUGUUUUUGACCUGCCGGCGCUGACCUCAAGGGUCCUGUACGAGACUGGGUUCAAGAAGAUCGGCUUGAUCUGCCAUUCUCAGGGUACGACACAAACGCUCGUCGCGCUGGCAAAGGAGCAACGGCCAGACCUGGGCGAAAAGCUGACGGUCUUCUGCGCCCUGGCGCCCGCUGCGUAUGCUGGGCCCUUGAUCGGGAAAAUGUACUUCAAGUUCAUGAGGAUCAUCACGCCGGGCAUGUUCCGGUUGAUGUUCGGCAUCCACGCCUUCAUCCCCUUCAUGAUGCAGAUGCACGAGCUGCUUCACCCCAAGGUCUACGGCUGGCUCGGUUACAAAGUCUUUUCUUUCCUGUUCGACUGGACGGACACGAGGUGGGAUCGAGCUCUGAAGGACCGCAUGUUCCAGUUCGCGCCCGUCUACGUCAGCGCGGAAUCCAUGCGUUGGUGGCUUGGAAGGGAGUGCUUCGCGAGGCACAAGUGCAUCCUCUCCACCAAAGAGGACGUCCGCGCCGAGGAGAAGGAAGACCACAUCAGCGGGCACGAGUCCCAUACCCUCCGGGCCGACGACGCCGACGGGCUCAUGUCCACGCGGACACUAGAGGAAAACGCCCGCAAGCCCAAGGGAUCGACCGCCUGGUACAACGAGCAGGUACCCCCCUUCGCCCUUUGGGUCGCCGGCAACGACGACCUCGUCGACGGCAAGAAGCUCCUCCGCAGAUUUGAGCGGGGCCGCGAGCCGCACGUCAACGUGGUCCACGCCAAGGUCAUCCCCGAGUAUGAGCACCUCGACGUCAUCUGGGCGAUGGAUGCCCCGGAGCAGGUAUUUAGGGAGGUCCGCGAGGUGUUAUGGAAGACGUGCGAUGUGAGAGACGAGUGCCGCGUCCCCAAGGGAUGCGAGAGCGUUGAGCGGUGGACCCCGCCGAACAAGAAGGCGAGUGUGGAGGCGGAGUCGGAUGAGAGCCAGUCCAGCAGCGACGAUGCUGAAUAG